Messenger RNA from Aspergillus heteromorphus CBS 117.55, 3719 nucleotides. RefSeq lists its product as uncharacterized. The record is from RefSeq and is a predicted model, not a curated record. The transcript has a single exon. Lineage: Eukaryota; Fungi; Ascomycota; Eurotiomycetes; Eurotiales; Aspergillaceae. Bases 1 to 3606 code for a protein of 1201 amino acids. Gene Ontology annotation, molecular function: nucleic acid binding; ATP binding; zinc ion binding.
AUGAAUGGCUAUGAUGCAGAUGAAAGGCCCCUGAAGAAGAGGCGUUUCUUUGUCGACGAAGAAGACACUGCCCCACCAACUAACAAUGCCAUCCCAGAAAGCCUCGACGUGCCCGCUCCUCCAUCUCUAGAGCCGGUUCAAGUGCAACCCACACCCCUCGAGAGUCCUCAACCCGCGAACUCAGUGCUCGUGUCUCCGUCAUCUUCACUUCACGAUAACAAUGUUGAUACUCGGGCGCAGAACGAUGCUGCGAGCACGGAACGCGACGCCGAAAAUUCGAGACCGGAGGAAGGGUUAGAUUCACAAGGGUUUGACACGGCAACGUUCACAAGUAUCGUUGGAGAGAACCUCCCUGCGGACGCGAUACGGAAGAUUCGGAACGCAUCCGGCGGUGACCUCGAGAGAGCCGUCAACUUGUAUUUCGAUGGGUCGUGGAAAUCCUUCACCAAUAAUGCCUCGAGUCAGACUACCCUUACAGGUCGCCAACCUUCGCUUCCUACGCGUCCACCGGUUAAUAUGACGCCUCUGUUGUCAAAAUUGCAAGAUCGCAUUGAAACACCAGUCACUGGAAACGAGACAUCGAGACGCGCAUCGCAACCUUCUCUCCGAUACAUAGGUGCGUUUGGCGUUGGGGCAUGGGCUACGAGGAGUGGAGUGAGCCUGCUCAAGCAUGGAGACCAUGUCAAUAUUGAGCGUACACGAUCCCAGCCGACCUCGAAGCGGAAUCGCUCGGGGAAGCUCAUUGCCAACCAGAAAGGCGAUGUCCUUACGCGAUUCACCACAAAGUCUGGCCAGGAGAUAGGGAGGCUCCCUCGGGAAACGGCGGAGUGGGUGUCGACGCUAUUGGAUCAGAAAGUGUGCAAGUUUGAUGGCGUCUGCGUAUACGUGCCGGACAGGGUUCGCGUGAAUGACACGAUCUAUCUGCAGCUGUGGUGCUACUUGCGGACUGAGGCAUUCCAGCCCUGGAUUAUCAAUGAUUUGAGCGAUGAUAACAGGACGAUUUCUCACUUCGAGGAGAAGGAAAAUACCGAGGAAAAGAAUCUGCGCCUUCGUCAAGUUGCUCUGGUCAAACUCUUCGAUGAGAUCGGCCUUCCGCCGAGCUCGGCCAACGAUAUGACGCGGGCCCACAAGAAAGAAGGACUACUUCGUGCGGCGGAGAUGUCGGAGCAGUAUGAGCGAGUCAAGAAGGAGAAUCAGGCGAACAAUGCUUCUUCUGAUGAGGAGGACACCCCGGAGCUGGAAGAGGAUCAACUCGACACGCUCUACAAGAAGGCCCAGUCUUUUGACUUCAACAUGCCGGAAGCUGAACCUGCGUCGACAUUCACGAUGAAUCUCCGGAAAUACCAGAGGCAAGCUCUGUACUGGAUGCUUGCAAAAGAAAAGGAUAACAAGACCGCGAGGGGGACGUCGCUACACCCGUUGUGGGAGGAGUAUGCCUGGCCGUCCAAGGAUGUCGACGACAAGGACGUCCCGGCUGUUGAAGGCAUUGAUCAUUUCUAUGUCAAUCCGUACUCCGGAGAGCUUAGCAUCGACUUCCCCGUACAAGAGCAACACUGCCUUGGGGGCAUUCUUGCCGACGAGAUGGGCUUGGGCAAAACAAUUGAAAUGCUCAGUCUUGUCCACUCCCACAGAACGUUGCCUGAAACCCCUAGCGAUUUGGUGCGACUACCUCGGCCAUCUUCCGGUGUUGUUUCUGCGCCAUAUACCACCCUUGUUAUAGCGCCUACGUCCCUGCUUUCGCAGUGGGAGAGCGAGGCUCUGAAGGCUUCACAGCCGGGUACACUGAAAACCCUCAUGUAUUAUGGGGCGGAUAAAAAUAUCAAUCUAAAGGAGCUGUGCGCUGCAGGCAAUGCAGCAGCUCCUAACCUCAUCAUUACAAGCUACGGGGUUGUCCUCGCGGAAUACCGUCAACAUCUGUCUACAAUCCUCUCACAGGUCGCCCCCGGAGGUUUAUUUUCCGUGGAUUUCUUUCGGAUCAUUAUUGACGAAGCGCACAUGAUCAAAAACCGACAGUCGAAGACGGCCAAGGCCUGCUAUGAGCUUAAAGCAACACACAGAUGGGUUCUGACCGGAACGCCAAUUGUCAAUCGACUCGAAGAUCUGUUCAGCUUGGUGAGGUUCCUGAAGGUGGAACCUUGGAACAAUUUCUCGUUCUGGAAGACGUUCAUCACUGUUCCAUUCGAAACCAAGGACUAUGUGCGUGCUCUCAACGUCGUGCAGACCGUCCUGGAACCUCUGGUGCUGCGACGUACCAAGACUAUGAAGACACCGGAGGGCGAGCCUCUGGUGCCGUUACCACGUCGGCACAUCGCAAUCGAAGAGGUCGAGCUCACGGAGCAAGAACGGGAGAUCUACGACUGCAUCUAUACUCGGGCAAAGCAGACAUUCAACCACAACGUCGAAGCCGGUACUCUCCUUAAGUCCUACUCGACCAUCUUCGCGCAGAUCCUUCGUCUUCGCCAGACAUGUUGCCAUCCCAUCCUCACCCGCAACAAAGCCAUCGUCGCAGACGAGGAAGACGCAGCGGCCACCGCCGACGCAUCCAACGACCUCAAAGACGAUAUGGACCUGCAAGACCUCAUCGACCGCUUCAAGACAAUGACAGAAGAAGCGGAAUCCAACCAGCCCCAAGACCCGCUCUCCAAAUUCACCGCCCACGCCCUGAAGCAGAUUCAGGACGAAACCAGCGGAGAAUGUCCCAUCUGCUCCGAAGAGCUCAUGAUCGACCCGGGAGUGACCUCCUGCUGGCACAGUGCCUGCAAAAAGUGUCUGGACGACUACAUCCGCCACCAGACCGACAAAGGCGUGCCCCCUCGAUGCUUCUCAUGCCGCGCACCCGUCACAGCGCGCGACAUCUUCGAGGUGGUCCGCCACCAAUCCUCCUCCGACUCGACCACACCCACCGAGGAAGACGAUAUAUACAACAGCACGCCCCCAACCGCCACCCAGGCCCCUCCUCGCAUCUCCCUCCGCCGCAUCAACCCCCUCUCCCCCUCCGCACACACCUCCGCCAAAAUCCACGCCCUCCUCACUCACCUCGCCCGCGUUCCUCCCGACACCAAAUCCGUCGUCUUCUCCCAGUUUACCAGCUUCCUCGACCUCAUCGAGCCACAGCUCACCCGAGCCGGUAUCCCCUUCGUCCGUCUCGACGGCUCUAUGCCCCAAAAGGCUCGAGCCGAGACCCUGGCCCAGUUCAACCGCACGGAAGCCCUCGACCGAGACGCGUUCGAGAUCGAAGACGCAGAGCGUCGCCCUACCAACCGAUCCAAUCCCUCAUCGCCACCUCCCAAAGUCCUCCUCAUCAGCCUUCGCGCCGGCGGCGUCGGCCUCAACCUCACCGCCGCCAACAACGUCUUCAUGAUGGAUCCCUGGUGGAGUUUCGCCAUCGAGGCCCAGGCCAUCGACCGCGUCCACCGCAUGGGCCAGCUCCGGGAUGUGAAUGUCACGCGGUUUGUCGUGAAGGAUUCCAUCGAGGGCCGCAUGUUGCGCGUCCAGGAGCGGAAGAUGAAUAUCGCGGGCUCUUUGGGGCUGCGUGUGGGUGGAGAUGGAUCGGAGGAUGAAAAGAAGAAAGAUCGCAUUGAGGAGCUGAAGUUGUUGUUUGAGUAGAUUAUCUUCAUCAUAAUCGUCGUCGUCUAUCGGCAUCGGUAUCCUACUCUCUCUCUUUCUCUCUGUCUAUGGCUGGGUGUGUGUAUGUGUGUUUGUAUGGAUGUGUUAGGGGG